CCGCCUUCUGGCCCUGGAAUGUCUGAUUGUCUUCUGUUGGCUACACACAUUCUCUGAGGCUAAGGCUUCUCGUGUUUCUCAGCCUUGACUCAUCGGCCCCAGUCUAGCCUGGUUUUUGGCGUUCAACAGUAGCCUUAAGGGACAGGUUAUUCCAUUGCUACGUUUGUUCCUCGCUUUUUGACUGCUUUUACGCUUUUUCCAUCUCUUGAACCAUCAACAUGGACUCCCAGGUUGAGGAGCCGACCGUCUCGGUGGACCAGGUUCCCUCCUCAAUUUCCCUUACCCCCGGCUCCAGUCUCCCUGAGCCUGUCGCACCAACGGUGGCCAUCGAAGUCACCUCGGAGGAGUCUUCCACUCUUUCUACCGACACUCCCACCGACCAAUCUACCGAUUCCUCUCCUCAAGAGCCGCAGUCCGAGAACCUCACAGGUGGUUCCCGAGGUGAUACACAGAUUGUUGAUCCAUCCGAACCCCCAGCGGGCCAACCGGCUCAGCCGGAACUUGAACAUGCAUACUGGGCUGAGAUGGAGGAGGACUCUUCGGUUCCGGAUGAGGCGGAGACGAAGGAGAUUGAGUCCGCGGCGGAUGGUGAUUACAGUGCCUAUGAGUAUGACUAUUGGGAGAAGAACUUCCACGCCGACCUAGACGAUCCGGAAUAUCGCCCCACGCAGAAAGCCCGUCUGACGUGGAAGAUCAAAGGCGUUCGCGGCUCCCCGGACCGCCCCAACCGCGCUAAAAUCAUGCGUUCGCCCCCUGCUUACAUGGGAGGCUAUUGGUGGACGAUUAAGUUCUUCCCCCGCGGUAAUAACGUUAGCUCCUUGAGCAUCUACAUUGAGUGCUCUCCUACUAUGCCAACGCCGGAGAAGUCCUAUCCGAGUACAGAGUUCAAGGUGCUUCAGGGUCCAGCUGACCAAACUUUAAACACCGACUCUCCCGAGCUUGACAUCAAGUUCAACGAGACUGAAGACACGGCCGCUUGGCUGGAACACUUCAAGGCCCAGUACCCCCCUGCUCGACAGGAGAAUGCCAAUGGAGCCAGUUCCUGGCGGGUAUCCGCUCAAAUUGGAGUCAUUCUUUACAACCCCGACGAGCCUCGAACGGGGUGGAUGCAGUCGUCGUGCCACCAGUUCAACCCACAUAACCUGGAUUGGGGCUGGACUAACUUUCACGGGCCGUGGGACCAGAUCCACCGCCGGCAGCGGGGCCAGCGUCAGGCACUACUUCGGCACGAUACACUAGCGUUCGAUGCUUACAUCCGCAUUGUCGAUGACCCCACUCGGUCGCUCUGGUGGCAUGCCAGUGACACCGAGCCGACUUGGGACAGCUUGAGUUUGACCGGCUAUCGUCCCUUAGGUGACUCGGUCAUCAACCACAGCGCUGAGGUAGCCGGCCUCGCCACGUGGGUGCACCUUGCUCCCUUCUGCAAGAUCAUUCAGAAGGUGAACGUGCUGGAGCAUCUGAGCGACUGUGACGUGAAGCCCAAGCCGCUGUGUGACGCGUUGCAGAAGUUCCUCUGGCAGUUGCGUUCGCGAGGACAAUCCUUGCAGUACGUUGACACCGACCUCAUUACAUCUAUCCUGCGGAACCUGCAUGAGUACUCGGGUGAUGUAUGCGAGUUCUGGGAACGCCUGCGUCGGACUCUUGAGAUAGAACUUGAGGGCACUGAUGCAGUUCGUGAGCUCGCUCAGCUCUUCGACAGCCCGUCUGUCGACUCGCUUCCCACCAGUGCUGGCGACUGUGCGAUCAACACCGUCCCGAAGGACUAUAACUCUCGCAUCUGUGUUCCUGCGGAUCAGGUCAAGACCACCAGCGAGGCCUUCAGCAAGUACCUCGGUGCCAAGCCGGGUCGGUGGGUUCUCCCCCCAAUCUUGCAUUUGGAACUCGGUCGUCAGAGCCUGGACAAGGCGGCCAGGCAGUGGCGUCUUCUCUACAACCGCGUCGAUCUAGACGAAGAACUAGACCUUACCCCCUGGGUGCUGGAUGGCCAAGACGGCAAGUAUGUUCUGUAUGGGUAUAUUGUCCACCGUGGCCGCCGCACUUCGGGCAAGUUCUUCAGUAUCCUUCGCCCGGGUGGACCAGGCACUAGGUGGCUGGCUUUUGACGAUGGCAGCGACAACCGUGUCGAGUGCCUGACUCGCAAGACUGCUCUGGGCCCCCACCUCGGCUUGGACGCGUCACAGAAGCCUGACCACAAAACAGGCCACGACGUCGCCAUCGCAGUGAUGUACAUUCGCAGCGACGUUGUGCAGGAGUAUCUGCCCGGUCCUCAGGGACCAUGGGAUGUUUCCGCUCCGCUUAAGGAGUACUACGAGACCGGCAUCCUGCCCCUGGCUCCGGCUGAAAAGGAUGAGAUUGAGGUUGAAGUCUACUCACUUCCGAAAUAUGAUCAGCUGAGCAGUCUGUUCGAUACCUACGACCUAAUGGCGCAGGCCAAGACGGCGAACAGCGUGAUGUACCUCACGGUACCUCGCUCCUCCAAUUAUGUGGAUCUCCGCAAGAAGAUCGCGCUCUGGGCGUCUACUAAGACGGAGCAGGCCACUAGCCCUGAGUAUGUGCGUUUGUGGCAAAUUGGGCACACUCGUGAUCAGUUUGGUCCCACGCUUGCAUUUGCCCGUAUCUCGGAGCUUUCCCACUGUCUGGAACUUCCUGCGAAGACCGCUCGUUUCUGGAUGGAGAUUGUUUCGGAUGCAGAUGCGAAGCUUUUCGCUAUUGCAGAUCCUCAGCAAGCUCUUGCCGUUGAAGCCAAGCCAGAGGAGGCUAUCCUCGAGCGUGAGGGGUCCGAGUCAUCUGAUGACAGACCUCUCGAUGAGAUUGACCCUGCUCAGCCCAGCUCGUCUGGCAAUAUCCCGGAUCAUCUCCUGGAUAGCAUUCCUUCAGAGGUGGCCCUCGAGCUUGCUGCACAGACCGAGACAGUGCAUGUUGAGGACACCGCUGUACAAGAUGAGAACAAUGCCGUCAUUGCUGCCAUCAUCGCCGAAGACCUUCAGCAGAUGGAAGUCGAGGUCACUGAGCCUGCUGCGGUGGUGGAGGAACCCAGCGAGGCUGUCAAUGAGACCGUCGACGUUCAACUUGAGACAGUCGUUAACGUGGACGCCCCGCCUACGCCUGCCGAGGUCGAAAUUCCCCAGCCCGUGGAGCACGUGUACUAUUUCAUUCAAGUCUUUGAUAUCGAGGCGCAGAUCCUCCGCACCGUGGGCUCUUUCUUCUCGAAGAAGGAAGAGAACAUCAAGGCUGCGAUCCGCAAGCAUCUCAAGUGGGCUCCCAUGAAAGACUUCCAGGUCUGGCAGCGCAUGGACGGUACCAACGUGACCACCAUGGCAUCCGGCGAGACUUUUGAGACGUUCGUGCCUGACGGCACCUGUUUCAUUGUCGGUGACAAGGUUAACAAGGACCGGCGCCUCAAGCUCAACAUUGCCGGCAUGUUUGCCAAUCCCGACCAGCUGGUGCGCUAUCUCUGGGCUGCGUCACGUAGACAUCCUACGCGGGCGCACACGGGCUUCAAGACCAUCGAGGCGACCUUCACCAGCGAGUACUACAGCGGCGAGCUCGUCAAGGGUUACUUCCACGGCAAGGGCAAGCACGUUUCGGAUCUGGCCGCCACGUAUGAGGGCGAUUUCGUUCUGGGCAAGCGCCACGGCAGCGGCUUCAUGGAGUACCCGAUCGGCGAUACGUAUGAUGGCGACUGGUUCGAGGGGAUAUGCCAUGGCCAGGGAACGUUUGUCGAGCGCAAGACGGGCAACAAGUAUGUUGGUGGCUACAAGGACGGCAAGCGCCACGGCAAGGGCAUUAGUUAUUGGGAGGUUGCGGAUGAGGAGAUGGACUUGUGUCAGAUAUGCUAUGGGGAAGAGCAGGAUGCGCUGUUUUAUGACUGCGGACAUGUUUGUGCUUGUGUGACGUGCGCGCGUCAAGUGGAUUUGUGUCCGAUCUGUCGGAAGAGCAUUGUGAGCGUGGUGAAGAUAUACCGGACUUGAUUGUUCAAUACAGGACCGAUGGAGUGAGGGACUGGUGUUGGAAUAGAUUU
Aspergillus saccharolyticus JOP 1030-1 is the source of this 4021-nucleotide messenger RNA. RefSeq names its product putative MATH and UCH domain protein. The transcript has 2 exons. Gene Ontology annotation, biological process: protein deubiquitination. The record is from RefSeq and is a predicted model, not a curated record. Gene Ontology annotation, molecular function: cysteine-type deubiquitinase activity; protein binding. Bases 219 to 3971 code for a protein of 1250 amino acids. NCBI's taxonomy places the organism in Eukaryota, Fungi, Ascomycota, Eurotiomycetes, Eurotiales, Aspergillaceae.